AUGGCAUUAUGCGUCCCCGAGCCCGGCAAGCCGUCGUCUGAGCCAGUCCCCGCUCUGUCAGAUGUCUCCUCUACCCCCGCUAUGUCGGCUGUCUCCUCGACUCCCGCUUUGUCGGCUGUAUCCUCUACUCAGGACGGCGGAGCGCCUGUACCUACCACUACUAGCGUUAUCCUGCCUCCCCCAGGACGACCAGUUCCCACCACCAAUGUCCCCGAUGACGAGCCUUCCAGUGCUACUACUACGACUGUGCCUCCCUCGUCCUCAGGUCGCCCUGGUGAGCCCACAACCACUGCCGUCGAAACCGCUGGCGCUGCUCUCGCAACGCCUGUCGUUGGUAUGGGCUCGCUCGUCGCCAUGGGUGCUGCAGCCCUGGCUAUCAUGGCCUAG
Messenger RNA from Alternaria infectoria, 387 nucleotides. RefSeq lists its product as uncharacterized. The record is from RefSeq and is a predicted model, not a curated record. NCBI's taxonomy places the organism in Eukaryota, Fungi, Ascomycota, Dothideomycetes, Pleosporales, Pleosporaceae. The transcript has 2 exons. Bases 1 to 387 code for a protein of 128 amino acids.